AUCGCAAGAGCGGAACGGAGGCGAAGUGGAGCCCUGUGUGUGGAGCCACUGCAUCAGUCGAUCGCGGCAGGUGCUCACAGGCGGCAGCUGGCCUAAGGAAUCGAACGGAACACUGCCGAAAGCCACCUUUCUUCUUCUUUUUCGGUGUCACUAUUGUUGUUGCUAUCACUGUUACUGUGUUUUUUUUUUCUCUCUCUCGUGGUUUUUUCCGGCUUGUUUUGUUUCUGUGUUUUGUGGCCAAGGCUCCAACUCUAAAGUGUGCCGGCCGUGCUCCGCAAAAAUUUCAAUAUCGGUGUAAAUAUUAGUAUUCGAUUCGCGGCGACAAUCACGUAAAAUGAGGUUGGUCUGUAGCAAGAAGGUCCUUCUAUGGCUGCUGCUGGCAGCCGUGAUGGUGACGGCUCUGACCCUAGGUCUAGUUUUCGGACUCCGGAACCGCGACUCCCGGCUCAUCAGCGGCGCCGUCGUGUCCAAUGGCAUCGGGUGCGCCGACGUUGGCGGUGAUGUACUGAACGAUGGCGGCUCUGCCGUAGACGCCUCCAUUGCCACGCUGCUCUGCGAGGGACUCCUCCUGCCGCACUCCAUGGGCAUUGGUGGUGGCUUUGUGGCCACCAUUUAUACGCGAAGCAGCAGGAAGGUGGAGACGCUGAUUGCCAGGGAAUCGGCACCGGCGGCCGCGCACAAGGACAUGUUCGUGGGACAGUCGGAGAUCACGGGCGCACGGGCGGGCGCUGUGCCCGGCGAGAUCUUGGGCUACUGGGAGAUGCACCGUCGAUACGGUAUCCUGCCCUGGAAGCGUCUGUUCCAGCCGGCCAUCAAGCUGGCCCGCGAGGGUCAUGUCGUUUCCCGUUACCUGGCCUCUGCCAUUCAGUCCAAGCUAACCCAGAUCCGGGCAAAUCCCGGCCUGGCCUCCGUCUUUCUCAAUGAGAAUCAGGAGCCCUGGCUGGAGGGUGACUUUAUGAAACGCACCGUUCUGGCCGAUACGCUGGAGAGGAUCGCCGAAAACGGGGCCAAGGAGAUUUACGAUGGCGGCGAGACGGGUCGCAAGUUCGUUGAGGAUAUCCAGAGCCUGGGCGGAAUUAUCACCGAGCAGGAUCUGCGCGACUUCAAGGUCCACUGGGAGAGCGAUGGACACAUUGCGGCCAAUGUCAGUGGCUCCUACACGCUGUACUCCACCCCAGUGCCAAGCAGCGGACCCCUGCUGGCCUUCAUUCUCAACAUCAUGGGAGGUAUGCACACGGACGACGAGUACAUCUACUGGCAGCGGGCCGUAGAGGCCUUCAAGCAUGCCUAUGGCCAGCGAACGAAUCUGGGCGAUCUGUACGCAGAUCCUAAUAAUGCCGCCUCCAUCAACGCCACCUUGGAGCAGAUGCUGCAGCCGGAGUUCGUGGAGAGCAUCCGGAAGCUCAUCCACGAUGACAGAACCUCGCAGGACUUUGACUACUACGGCGCCAACUUUACGACCGAGGAGGAUCACGGCACUGCCCACAUGAAUGUCCUGGCCCCCAAUGGAGAUGCGGUGUCCAUUACCAGCACCAUUAAUAACUACUUCGGCUCCAAGGUGGCCUCCUUGCAGACGGGCAUCAUUCUGAACGACGAGAUGGACGACUUCUCGACGCCGGGCGUGGUCAAUGGCUUCGGUGUGCCCGCCUCUCCGGCCAACUACAUUUAUCCAGGAAAGCGGCCAAUGUCCUCGAUGAGUCCAGCCAUCAUUGUGGACCAGCAGGGCAAUGUGCGUCUGCUUGUGGGAGCAGCCGGUGGCACCCGCAUCACCACCAGUGUGGCAGGCGUGAUUAUGAAGUAUCUGCUCCGCGGCGAGUCCCUGACGGCGGCGGUGAACAAUGGUCGGAUACACCACCAGUUGGCCCCCAUGCAAGUCAGCUACGAGCAUGAGGUGGACAGCGGCAUUGCCGCCUACCUGGCCAAGGUGGGUCACGUGCUAUACGAGGAGCCCGCCGGCUCCAGCUUCGCCGCUGUGACGGCCAUCGAAGCUCUGGAGGAGCCGGAGCCCUUCUACGAUCGACGUCGCAUCGGCAGCUCGCUCACCAUUGCCAAGAGCAACAAGAUGCAGCACUAGUUCAGGGAUUAGGGAUCGCAGAUCCGAUCCAAUGCCUCCAAGCAGGGCUCGUGAUUUUAUUUAUUAAACCUAGCUUUAAGCGCCUGUAUAUUGCGCGGCUCCUUCCAAGCCCUGUAUAUAAUUGUUAAACUGUAUUUCGAAUAGAAAGUGUUUCUUCGAAGGUAUACAUUUCUUUUUUAUGUAAAUAACGAGCUGUGAAGCCCAAAAUAGCCAAAUAAAGGAAUUUAUAUAUAAAAUUUUA
Molecule: messenger RNA, 2315 nt
Organism: Drosophila kikkawai
Lineage: Eukaryota; Metazoa; Arthropoda; Insecta; Diptera; Drosophilidae
Gene: Ggt-1
Product: gamma-glutamyl transpeptidase
Biological process (GO): glutathione catabolic process
Cellular component (GO): plasma membrane
Molecular function (GO): glutathione gamma-glutamate hydrolase
Source: RefSeq, a predicted model, not a curated record